AUGGCCGCUUCAACAGCAUUCGCUGGAAAAUGGGAAUCCCUCCCAACCCCUCUCACACCAUGGAUUCUAGAUGUUAUCCACUCAAUGGGUCACUCCCAGAUGACCCCCGUCCAGGCCUCCACCAUCCCCCUCUUCAUGCGCCAUAAGGACGUCGUCGUCGAGGCUGUCACCGGCUCUGGGAAAACUCUCGCCUUCGUCAUCCCCAUCUUGGAGAAGCUGAUACGCAGAGAACGGAAGCUCGCCAGAAACGAGGUCGGCGCACUCGUGAUCAGCCCCACCAGAGAGCUCGCGACGCAGAUACACUCCAUAUUCUCCCUCUUCCUCGACUCCCAACCCUCCCCACGCCGUCCUUCCCCGCCGCCGGACGAAGCUUCUGGCUCCGACGUCCAAUUGGACGUUACACCUGAAUACCCACCCCCGCUGCUCAUCGUCUCUUCAGAUUCUCCCCCAGCGCAAGACGUACAACGCUUCCUGUCUACUGGUGCCGACAUUGUGAUCGGCACACCCGGUCGAGUAGAAGAGUUCCUCCUUGGGAAGGGAAGGAAUAUUGUCAGCGUCAAGGAGCUUGAAGUUCUCGUUCUCGAUGAGGCAGACCGUUUGCUUGAUCUGGGCUUCCAGGCCGCCCUGACCCGCAUACUCACCGCCCUCCCGAAACAGCGGAGGACAGGCUUAUUCAGCGCCACUAUGACAGAUGCGGACGCCCUGUCAGAGCUCGUCCGGGUGGGAUUGCGCAACCCGGCGCGCAUAGUUGUCAAGGUGCAAACCAAAAAGACGAAGGGAAGAGCUGGUGCCGACGGCAUCAAGGCGGAUAAAGAGACCGUAGAGGAACGACGCAUACCAGCCAACCUGCAGAACUACUACAUGUCAUGUCGCGCCUCCGAGAAGAUGCUCCAGCUCACUCGCAUCAUCCGGCACGAGACCCAGAAGCAGCAAUCGUCGCGUUUCAUCGUCUACUUCGCGACGUGUGCCUGCGUAGAUUACUUCUACAGAGUCCUGGCGCCCCUCCUGCCAACCAACACCACCCUGUAUUCCCUACACGGCCACCUGCCGCCCAGCACCCGGACAAAAACCCUGGCCAAUUUCACAAAUUCCCCGGCGCUGCCAUCCGCCCCGUCAAUCCUCCUCGCGACAGACGUCGCCGCGCGGGGCCUGGACCUGCCCGACGUCGACGUCGUCAUCCAGUUCGACCCGCCCACGGACACCAAGGCGUUUUCCCACAGAUGUGGACGCACCGCGCGUGCGGGCCGGAGCGGGCGGGCGUGGGUGCUCCUGGUCGGGCGAGAGGUCGACUAUGUCGAGUUCAUGGCGGUCAGGAAGAUUCCCAUGAAGGAGCGGCCGCGGUUCGCGAGCGACGGGACGCCUGUCUCACAUGACGACACGGACACGGAUGAUCCGGAGGUGUCGAGUGUCAUGGAUGCAAUUCGGAAGAAGGCGCUGACAGACCGCGCCCUGCACGACAAGGCCGUGAAAGCAUUCGUCUCGUUCGCGCGUGCGUACUCGAAGCACGAGGCGUCGUACAUCUUCCGCGUGAAGGACCUCGACUUCGUCGGGCUCGCGAAGAGCUUCGGGCUCCUCCGGCUCCCGCGCAUGCCCGAGCUCAAAGACGUGCCGAAGGGCGGCUGGGAGGACGCGCACGUUGAUUGGAAUAGCUACAGCUACGCCGACAAGGCGCAGGAGGCGAAGCGGCUCGCCGAGUCCGCGAAGCCUGUGCCGAGCGCGGAGGAGGUCGAACAGCGCAAGGGGCUGCGCGCGGAGAAGCGCAAGGCGAACACGUCGUGGAGCGACAAGAUGCGCAGGAAGGAGGAGCGCGAGAAGAGGAGGGAGAAGAAGGACAGGAAGAGGAAGUGGGAGAGGGCCAAUCAGGCCCACGCUGGGACGAAGCGUGGGCUCGGGGACAUAGACAUGGACGGGGAGAAGGGGAACGACGAGGACGGGGGCGACGAUUGGGACGCACUGGCGAGGGAGGAGAGGCUGGCGAAGCGGGUGAAGAAGGGCCAGUUGAGCCAGACGGAGUUCGACGCGGAGUUCGGGGAUUUGUGAGAUGUGUCGAGAUGGGUCAGUACGACGUUGUCCGCGUAUGUCGGGAC
This is a messenger RNA of Dichomitus squalens LYAD-421 SS1, 2087 nucleotides long. RefSeq names its product DEAD-domain-containing protein. The record is from RefSeq and is a predicted model, not a curated record. Gene Ontology annotation, molecular function: ATP binding; nucleic acid binding. Gene Ontology annotation, cellular component: nucleolus. Bases 1 to 2040 code for a protein of 679 amino acids. Lineage: Eukaryota; Fungi; Basidiomycota; Agaricomycetes; Polyporales; Polyporaceae. The transcript has 8 exons.